AUGCUGGUUGCCUUGCUUACCACCAUAGUACUGCAAUGGCUGCAUUUAGCAUACGGUGUCGUCCAAAAUUUUUUUCAAGGAAGAACCGAAAAAUCAGAGCGUGUUACUUGGCGAAGAUGUACUCCUGAAAUGUUCUGCUCAUCAGUCACCAUUGGGAAAUUAGCAGGGCAUGAAGGUCGAUACAGCUAUGUGACCCAUAGUCCAGAUGAAAAACACUUAAAAAUUGAAAAUGUGACACUGAGAGACGAUGGGUUGUUUGAAUGUCAAAUGAUACAUCCCAGCCUGGGUGCUUAUCGAACAUCUGCCUCCGUCAAUGUCUUAGUGCCGCCGGAAAAAGUUAUUAUUAUGGAUAUUGAUCCUGGUUCUGUUAUUAAUGUUGUCGAAGGAAAUGAUUAUAAUCUGAGUUGCUUGGCAGUCAAUGGAAAACCUCAUGCACUUAUAAAUUGGUAUAUUUACGGGACGAAGAUUGACGACAGUGUUAAACGGUGGACGGAAAUGAAUACAAAUCGUACAGUCACCGCUUUCGCAACGCUCUUCUGGAAGCCCCGGAGAAGUGACACUGGAGCGGUUCUCACUUGUGAAGCUUUGCAUCCGUCGACUUCUACUCACUUCAAAGUGAAUAUCACACCAAAUGUGCUAUACCCUUCGGAAAUGCCAAAGAUAGAUAUUUUAAGCCAGCCUGGUCUUAUAAAACCUGGCGAUAAUAUCACUAUGAAGUGUUCAGUUGUCGGAGGCAAUCCACCACCCAGACUUCUUUGGUUUCUUCAUGGGAACCUUAUUGGUAGCAAUUAUACGUAUGAUGAAUCAGCGGAAGAAACUGUAAAUAUUUAUUCAAUAAUAGUUGAUGCAAAUGAUAAUGGUGCUGUGUAUGAAUGCCAGUCAACAAAUUUGGCCGAUGAUGAACCUCUUUCUGAAGGCAUUCGUCUUUCUGUUUCAUAUGCUCCUCGCAGCGUUGAAAUAUCCGGUGAAACAACUACACGUAUUGGACGUAUUGUUGCAGUGCAAUGUAGAACAGGAUUAUCGAAUCCAGCAGCCAGGAUUUCUUGGCUGAUUAAUGGACAGACAGUACAGUCAGUGAAUCAUUCAUAUUUGGAGCAGGCCACCGGUACUGUUACUGUUUCAAAUCUAUCCAUAAUUCCAACUGAUAUAAAUGUAAUCAAGCAUCAAAUUAAUGUUCAAUGCACUGCCAUAAAUGAUGAAGGAACAACAAGCAAGCAACUCAUUAUUCGCAUCUUUUCACCACCCAUGAAACCGAUUAUUUAUGGAUCUGAAGGGAUGGCGCUUCGAGAGGGUGAAACUUUGAACCUUACAUGUGAGUCUCAAGGAGGAAAUCCACUGGCGACGUUGACGUGGUUCAGGGGUAUCGAAAAGCUUAGAGGAACAAGAAAUGCUGUAUCGGGUGACAUUUCGCAAAGUGUCGUAUCAGUUCUCCUUGAUCGUACGAUGAACAAUCAGCAAUUAAAAUGCGAAGCCACGAAUGGCGCUCUAGAUGAACCGCUUGUUGUCACAAAAACCUUCGUUGUUUUAUUUCCACCACGGCGAGUUACUGUGCGUCAGGAUGACCGAAGUAAGCGAUUGAUUGUAGCGGGAGAAAUCACGAAACUUUUUUGUUUGGUCCAUUCUUCGAAUCCAGUAGCGCAGUUGAUGUGGACUUUCCCUGUUGUCAGUUCUGAGCUGUUGUUUGAAGAGAAACGCAAUAACCGAUCGAAUCAAGAAUAUGGUGGACAUGAAGUGGAAAGUGUUAUUGAGUUCAUUCCAACGGAAGAGAUGGAUGGCGGUGAGGUUCAGUGUACUGCAUCACAUCCACAGUGGGUUGAACAGAAAGUUGCAAUAUAUCCAUUGAAUGUACUUUAUGCUCCACGAAUGGUAGUAAAUGGGCCUUUAACGAUUGUCAUCGGUGAGGGUGAUGACUUCAGAGAAAAUUUAACAUUACGUGCUAAUCCACCAGUGAGUACUUGGAGAUGGCGAAAAGAUGGUUCGCAUUUUGAACACGGGGUCGGAGCCAUCACAGCUAGAGGGCCUAUCUUGUCUGGACGUUCGGUGACCAGAUUUGAUAGCGGUCUCUUCACGCUGAUAGCGGGAAACGGUGUUGGCACGGUCAAUGUUACGGUCCAUGUAAUUGUGGAAUAUGCAGCGUACGUAACGCACAUAACUUCACCAGUGAUGGCUUCCGCAGGUGAAGAAGUAGUUAUGGAAUGUGAAGUGGAUGGCGUUCCUAAGCGUGAUGGUAUGGUAAAAUGGUUACACGGGGAGCAAAUUAUUGAAGGCGUGUCACUUGUUGGACAAACCAGAGCUGUUAUGCGACUUAAUGCUUCAUUUGAAACAAAUGGUGCUUAUACCUGCCUUGCCGAUAACGGAAAAGGGGUGGCUAAUCGCACUGUGGCAUAUCUGUUGGUGAAUCGUGCACCAGCAAUCGUUAGACAGCCAUCACUUUUACGAGCAGCUGGACCUUUGGGAGGACGAGUACAACUGCGCUGUAGAGCAAAUGCAGUUCCAGAUGCUCAUUUCCAGUGGAUCGUUCCAGGCCAGUUAAGCCCAAUUCGGCGUAAUAGUUCUAAAUAUUCCUUCACAACCCUUCAAUUGAAUUAUUCCACAUUUGAGGGUGUGUUUUAUAUUUCUUCUCUGGAUCGUUACGACUACCAGCAUCCAGUAAAAUGUUUCGCAAUAAAUAGGUAUGGAGAAGAUACUGUUGAGAUCCGGGUCAGUCCGCCAACGGCCCCAGACACUCCGGUCUCAUUACGUGUUUCAAAUAUUACGAAAAAUUCUCUUUCAUUUAACUGGAUUCCUGGUUUUGAUGGAGGUUCGGAACAAAUAUUUGAAGUGCGUUACCAGACAUCUAUGGAAAAUGUUUAUCAUAUCAUUAAUUCGUCAUUUCCGGAAGUAGAAAUCCGAGGAUUGGAACCGGCUUGCCUGUAUGAAAUCUCAAUCCGUGCACGGAAUAAACGUGGCAUGGUGUCAGAAUUUUCUCGACCACCUAUUAUUGUGUACACGAAAGACGAAUACGGAAUGGACGUUGUUAGUGUGACAAAGAAAGAUUCUUUUCCUGUGCCAGUGAUCGUCGUAUUUGGUGUAUGCUGCGUCAUUCUGCUGUUAAUAAAUUGCUUCCUGCUCUGUUACAUGCAUCGACGAAAACAGAAGAGGAAGAUGCAAGAAAAAACGGAGAUGGUGCGAAAUGCUAAUAAUAGUGGUGCAGAUGUAAGACUGGUACAGAUGUACGGAGCGUUAACUAAUGUUGAAAGCCCAUGUAGGCCAGAUUCGACCAAUACGAACAGAAGCGAAUUAGGUCAUGAACCAGAUUCUGAAGAUGACCGGAGUUUGCGAACAAUGAUUGAAGUUAGUCCAAAUGGAUAUGUGCAACAAGUGGAUCCAGUCAAUUACUAUGAGCGGGAAUGUUUGGUUGAAUAUGAAUUUGAUCCAAAUUUGUAUGGUGGUGUUAUCAAAUCGAGUACGUUGCGAGGAUCAUCGCAUAAUUACGUCAAUCUUCGCUGUCCAAAGGCAUCAGAAAGCAGUGAUACAGCUGUUAACUUUGCGAGUGGAGAUUCAUUAUCGCUGAUGGAUGUAAAUGAUGGUUCUCCACGCCGAAUACAUAAACCACGUAUCAUUGAUACCAAUUCUUCAACCAAUUUGCUCGCAAAUAAUACCACACCGCAAAUGUUGAGCACAUUUUUACAUCGUGGUGGAAUACAUACCACUCCAUUUAAUUUUGCGCAUAUUGAUGGUGACCUCGUGUAACCUUUGUUUCCAAAAG
Messenger RNA from Loa loa (African eye worm), 3748 nucleotides. RefSeq names its product immunoglobulin I-set domain-containing protein. Bases 1 to 3732 code for a protein of 1243 amino acids. Gene Ontology annotation, molecular function: cell adhesion molecule binding. The record is from RefSeq and is a predicted model, not a curated record. The transcript has 24 exons. Gene Ontology annotation, biological process: cell-cell adhesion. NCBI's taxonomy places the organism in Eukaryota, Metazoa, Nematoda, Chromadorea, Rhabditida, Onchocercidae. Gene Ontology annotation, cellular component: cell-cell junction.